GGAAAGGAGCGAGUAGAAACAAACUGGAAUAAGACUUUUUGACCCCCGAAAAAUACCUAGCCCCAUUUUUUUUAAAUGAGACCCCAAAAAGGGAAAAUCCCUUUUUAGAAUCAUUGACAUAUUCAACCAUAUUAUUUUAGACUAGUCCAAUUUCAUUUUGGACUGGUUUGGUUUCAUUUUGGACUAGUCCAUUUUUAUUUUGGAUUAACAUUCAUUUUCGACUACAACAGAUACAAUUCGCCAAUGAGGAAGUUGAGAUCUGAGAUGCUGGCAGAGUUUAAGUAUUUUCUGAGGGAUCCAACUGACAAGGGGAAGGACAGAGUAAAAUCAACACCAUCAAGCAAUGUAAUGGAAGCAAAUACUGACUCUUUUCUGAGGCAAUGGGAAAGUGUUGAGUAUGAAGGUGAACAGAUUGUUCCGGAGAAAGGUAUAGCUGAGAUUAACAAAUUGCUGGCUCAUAUCAGAAAAGGUUGCUUAUCUGGCAUUCCUCCUUCAGGUGGCACCAAUCGUAAUGAAGGUAUACACAGAGUACUCAACAAAACACUGAAAAGAUCGAGACUUGGCCUACAGUAUGCUUUGGCAUUGCUUGCGGUGUUUUUCUAUAUUUGGAAUGAGGAGAAACUGUCUAUGACAAACAAAAAGAGAAAGAUCAGGGUUACUCCCCCAGUUGAAACACACUUUAAUGAUACAACAUAUUGCAAUGGAACAGAACAUCAUGCAAUUUACAACCAAUAUUUGAGGGAUGUUCUUUCAAUUGAGGAUGCAGCUUUGUGAUGUGUUGAAGAUGUGUUAAAUAGACUGCAGGAAUCCUAUAAUACAAAUUGUGAUAACCUUUCAGAAGAUGAAGAAUUAGAUAGAAGUGAAGAUGUCAAAGAUUUUUGAGGAGCAUGAAUUCAGUGUCGGUGAUGCUGGGAAGGAGUUUAUUUGUGCUACAUCGAAGGCAUAUGAAGAAUUAAUAAGAAAUGUUGUUGAUCAGUCUCAGGGGAGUUAUGGAAAGCUCAAACCAAGCAUUGCUAUGUUUGAGAGUAGCAUGUUGGGUCUAGUCAGUUCCAGUUUGCCUGGUAAAUAUAACUCCUCAGCUCUAGAUGAUAUACUUGCAAACUUUGCAAUGACUAGAGACCCAGUCCCUGGUAUUGGAAAUUGUUUCUACAAUACAGUGUCGCAUGGCCUUAUCACGACAGUCUUCCCAAAUAUAACUUCCUCGUCUGAUAUUGGGAAGCACCUGUCUUCUCUAGGGUUACAUGGUGAACAAGGCAUGUACGAUAUGGCAUUCAAGUUGAGGUUACUCAAUGUUAAUGAGUGGCUAAAUGACCUAGAACCAUACAGGCUAUUUCUGCUAAACGGAGAAUCGCUAGAAGAUCAAGCAAAUGCCUUUUUAAAUGAUGGAUAUUUCAAUGCAGCUAUUGGAAAUAUCAUGGUUCCAGGAAUGGCAAAUAUUUUGAAAAUGCCAAUAGUGUUAUUGUCCCAAAUGCAAAAUUUCCCUGUGGUCCCUGUUUCACCAACUAAAGGUACAGUGAUAAGUACACCACUCUAUCUAGCCUUCGACCAAUCUGGUCUUGGCCAUUAUGAUGCUAUUGCUAUGCGGUCUGAACAACCUGAGACAGAUGAAAGCAAGUUUGACAAUUCUGCAUCGCAAAAGGCCAAUGGGGCCAAUAGUGCUGGGAGCUGCAGAUGCGGCCAAGGAGCUAAGAAAAAGGAGAAGGAUUUAAGGUCAUGUCACAGCUUUAAAUCAAGGUGCAAAUGCUUUCAGAGUGUUAAGCGGUAUUCUGACUGUGACUGUUUAGGUUGCGAGAACCCUUAUGGGAAAAAAAUGCAAAGGGACCAUUCCAAGGUCACGCUUACAAGAAAAAGAAUGGCAACAAGGAUGACAACCGAAAUGGUGGCAGGAAAGAAGUUUGCACAAAAACUUGAUGGCACGGGCAAUAUUGCUCAUGGCUGGACCUUGUUUGAGGAACUAAUAGUUAUCCAGAUCCUCCAAAUGCAGCUGGCAAAGGGAGGUAUAGAUAUUGAUUGCAUUUAUCAACACUUCUUACAACUGGUGAGUUGUAAUGUUAAUCCUAAAUCUAUUGCACAAAUAUCAAGUAAAGUGAUGUCACUUAUCAGUGAUGAUAGAGUUUUUAGAACUAAACUGAAAGAACAGGCCCGCAUGAAUUGGUUUGGUCAUUAGAUCUAGCAAAUUUGUGUAUAAUUGUGAACAUUUGAUAAUGUCUGUCAAACUAUGCAGGAACACUGCCAGAUUUAUGUUAUUAGUAUAAUAUAUGGAGGCAAGCCACAAUCAGAUCCAUUUAGCAAAAAUAACAUGUAUAAGCUUACAAUACAUGUAUAUCCUGUAUAUGCUUUUUAUGUUUAAUUUAAUAGGGAUGUUCAAAUUUCAGUUACUGUUCUUUAUUGUAACAAACUAAAUUUCUAGUCUAAAUUGAAUAAUGUAAGUCUUCUGAUUAUAUUAUUAUUACCAGAACAUAUUUUGACAUUCCAUUAACUUGGUUAAUAUGUGUUAAAUGCAAGUUACAGUUUAUUAUUACAUUGAUUUCAAAAAAGGCAAGUUACAAGUUUUUGCUUAGUCUAUUAAAGAUACCUAGUGCCAACAAAUGUUGUUCUAAGGCAUUUUCUGAAAAGAGAAUAAAAGGUGGUAGUUUAAGAAUAUGGACUAGCUUUGAUUCCCUGAUGAACAUAGACUUUGUGUUUCCACCUCGAUUGGUCAAAGCGACUAUUGAAAUUGGAUGAGCUAAUCGUAACAGUGAAACUGGACCACUGGACUUAGCACCGAAUUCUUGAAAUGGCUUCCCAGUCGCACGUAACAUCCGCAUCACGUCGGGUACGAAAUUUUAUACCCGAUAAAACACUGCUACUACUGCUCGUGUUUUAAAUAGUACAUCGAUACUAAGUGAAGGAAAAUUUCUUGCUGAACAUUCUAUUUAUUGUGUAUGAGCCUUACAAACGGAAGCCAUCAGCGGAAAAUAAAGAAAACCACGGAUUAUGCCUGGCACAACGCAAAAGCGAUAAUUGCUGAUAAGAGUUGCCGCAGAGUGGUCGCUGUCCUGGGAAAUCUUUACAUAAAAUCUACAGUAGAUAUCUUAAAGCGCAGCUGAAAAUAUCUGUAAUUUGGGCCGUGUCGCGUAUUGUCCCGAAAUAAACAUAAUCAUUCCACCA
Molecule: messenger RNA, 3150 nt
Organism: Nematostella vectensis (starlet sea anemone)
Lineage: Eukaryota; Metazoa; Cnidaria; Anthozoa; Actiniaria; Edwardsiidae
Exons: 1
Coding region: 866-2167 (433 amino acids)
Source: RefSeq, a predicted model, not a curated record